UGUGAGAGGUGGGCUGACCUGUGUGACUCGCUGUCGGACUCAAGUCACUUUUUACUGCCACCUUCGAGUAACAAUGUCGCAUGCUGGUGCACAGAAGAGCAGUUCUCUGACAUUGGUGCUCAUGGUUGCUUCUGCAGCCAUUGGAGGUACUCUUCAAUAUGGCUACAACCUGGCUAUAAUGAAUUCUCCCACAGCUUUUAUCCAAACCUUUGUCAAUGAGACGUUCCUGGAGCGCUGGGACAUUCAGUUGGAGGACUACCAGGUGACUCUGGUCUGGACAAUGAUUGUCUCCAUCUUCUCAUUGGGGGGCUUUGCAGGGGCAAUUAUCGCAGGACCCAUGACCAUACGCUUUGGGAGGAAGAAAUGCCUGCUGUUGAACAACAUUUUCCUCAUGACUGGUGCACUCUUAGCUGUGACGAGCAGAGCUGCCAAGUCUUUUGAGAUGAUAAUUAUUUCACGUGUUCUGGUUGGAAUAAACGCAGGGAUCAGCAUGAAUGUGCAACCUAUGUAUUUUGGAGAAAGUGCACCAAAGCACUUAAGGGGGGCUAUCUCCUUGUCAUCAGCUGUUUUCACAGCAUUUGGUGUUGUGUUAGGACAGGUGGUUGGACUCAGAGAGAUUUUGGGCAGUGAGCCAUGUUGGCAGUAUCUUCUUGCCAGUAAUGCCAUUCCUGGCUUCAUUCAGCUCCUCACCCUGCCGUGGUUCCCAGAGAGCCCCCGAUACCUGCUCAUCGACAGGGGGGACAAGGAGGCUUGUAUUAACGCUUUGAGGCGGCUGCGCGGCUGUGAGGUCCAGAACAGCGAGCUCGAUGAGAUUCUGCAGGAACAGGUUCAAACCAAAGGCAUGAGGCCCAGCCGACCCUGGGAACUUUUUACUGAUCGCUCGGUGCGCUGGCAGCUCAUCUCUGUCAUGGUCAUCAGCAGCGCCAUGCAGCUCUGUGGUAACGACUCAAUUUACUUUUAUGCAUCAUAUGUAUUCAAGGAGGCUGGAGUAUCUGAUGAUAAAAUCCAAUAUAUCACAAUUGGCACGGGUACAUGUGAAUUCACAGCCUGUAUAAUGUGUAACCUGCUGAUAGAGCGCAAAGGUCGGAGGUUCAUGCUGAUGGGAGGGUUCAUCCUCAUGACUGUCUGGGCAGUUGUCUUUACUAUUGCUCUGUUGCUUGAGCACUAUGUAUCCUGGAUGCCGUACCUGAGCAUGACAUGUAUCUUCACCUACAUCCUCAGCUUCGGCAUGGGACCAGCUGGAGUGACCGGCGUUCUGCCCACAGAGAUCUUCAAUCAGACAGCUCGACCGGCAGCGUACAUGAUCGCCGGUUCCAUGAUGUGGCUCAACCUUUUCAUCACUGGAAUGAUCUUCCCUUUUCUGGUGAGCGAGUUGAGUGAGUACUGCUUUGUGCCUUUCGGAGCCAUCUGCCUGUUGUCUGCGCUAUAUGUCGGCCUUGUUCUGCCUGAGACCAAGGGGAAGUCUCUGUCGGCCAUCACAAGUGAAUUUCACAAGCUCAACUUCAAAGGCCAGGACGAAAAAUCUGCAUCGCAAACUCAAGCUCAGUAUAAACUGGGUGAAGUGUGUCUUUCCACGUCCUUGUAGACAGACAUUUGCUCCUAAAACACACCACAUCCACCGGACGCCUCACUUUGACUUGAUCUGCUUGAGCUGGAAGAAGUCAUGCACAGUCUGACAGGGAUGGAGGAAUGUUCACUCUCUUUAUCCCCAAAAGCAACUUAGAUCUACUAUAACUCCUUUAUCUGGAGUGUGUUUUAUAUGAAGAGAAUUUAUAUUAACUAUAGAAUUAUCUUUGACAUCUUCACAUUUAUACUGCACACUUCUGUUUUGCUACUCUGUGUCACUGAUUGAUAUGAGACAAAAGUAAUUAAAGCUACUGUAUAUUGAGCUGACUUUGGCCGAAAAGAAGUCCUCUGCUAUAUAGGAAGUCAUGUGUUUUAUGUUAUCGGAUGCAGCAACAGCGGUUGCUGUGUGGCAGAUCGUGCACCAUAUCAAAGAGAAUGUAUUUAGACAGAAACAAAGAUGUGAAUAUAAACUGUAUACAUCAUUCAUAAAAAACUAGGUGUCAUGAUGUUGAGCAUUCAUGCUUUUAGUAUUGACUGAAAUCUGUUGUUUUUACAUGAAUGGAAUAUGUGCCAUUGUCUAUGUUUUAAUAUUUCUUUUCAUCCCUCUUGUUUAAACUCUGAGCUAAUAAAAGUAUCUUAUAUCACUGUA
Messenger RNA from Micropterus dolomieu (smallmouth bass), 2215 nucleotides. RefSeq names its product solute carrier family 2 member 11a (gene slc2a11a). The record is from RefSeq and is a predicted model, not a curated record. The transcript is spliced from 12 exons. Gene Ontology annotation, cellular component: membrane. Bases 74 to 1585 code for a protein of 503 amino acids. Gene Ontology annotation, molecular function: hexose transmembrane transporter activity. Gene Ontology annotation, biological process: monosaccharide transmembrane transport. NCBI's taxonomy places the organism in Eukaryota, Metazoa, Chordata, Actinopteri, Centrarchiformes, Centrarchidae.